Messenger RNA from Hyalella azteca, 2817 nucleotides. RefSeq lists its product as uncharacterized. Lineage: Eukaryota; Metazoa; Arthropoda; Malacostraca; Amphipoda; Hyalellidae. The coding region runs from base 340 to 2763 and encodes 807 amino acids. The transcript has 3 exons. The record is from RefSeq and is a predicted model, not a curated record.
UAUGUCGAUCGUAGAAAAUUUCGGAAAACUAACACUAGGGAAGAGAUAAUAUCAAAAAACUUCAUUGUUUUUUAGCUGCAUUAAGCUAUGCAGAAUCAUCUUUAAGUUAUUAACUAGCAUGAAAACCGUCGAAAGUUGGUUCAAGUUCGAAGUAAUGUCAAUUUGUGUUUCCGGGUUUGAUACGAAUAUCAGGAACAACAGCCGCAGAAAUUAUUAUGUUCACCUUUGCGACAUCAUUACUAGAUAUUCAAGAUCAAAUGGGAGAAAAUAAUAUUUCCACUGCACUAAUGUCAAGUUGAAGCUGAAUUUUGUUAAGAUUAGGGAAUGACUUAACCGAAAAUGAUAAAGAGAACGUGCUAUCAAACCGCGAAGCCUCUAGUCAAUCCCAGGUACGCUGAUUUGAUUGAAAUCAGCCGAUGCGUUCAUUUCGACGACUUCGAAGAGGCGGUGCGCCUGCAGAUGAUUGUGCCGCAGCUGCUCACCAAGGGCCACAAAAGCCUCAGGCGACGGGUUCUAUGGUUCGCAGCCUCUCAUUUGAGCUCGGAGCACAAUUUCUACGGCAAUGUCAGCUUUACCAUCAAAUGGGAGACCGUGCUGACGAAACUAGGACCGAACCUCUACCUUAUCGACCAAGAGAUAUAUAAUGGUAGAAGUUUCACACGAAUUAUAUUCACCCCAAAAACUUACGACGGAAUAUUGAAAGAAGUUGAUCUGGAUUCAAAUGGUUCACCUUUGAUAAAAUCUGAUUCUUGUUUCCGCCAUGCAUCGCACUGCAUGAACGAAGUUCGCUGGGGCCCUCACGAGCUGCAGAUCGCGAUCGAAGUUACCGAUGCUGACGCGAGGUGGCUUUACUUGAACUGUAAUCCAGUGGCCAACAAUCAUGAUAAAGCGAAUGCUUAUUGUGGCAGAAAAAUUACCAGGAGGGACGGAAAAGAAUCCUUGUAUCAGCCUCACAUUUGUUAUAAAUUCAAUUCUGCUCAAAACAUUGAAUGUCCCUACCAAUGGUCUCCCGUUGAGUGUGACCAGUACAUCCAGAAGGCAUUGAAGAGCGCUGUUCCGACGGCUUGCUGUUCCAGAAUGAGACCAACACCUCAAAAUUAUGUCGGCCUAGCACUAACUGCUGAGUCUUCAAAAAUAGAGCCUAAACAACAUAGGAAAGUAGGAAAUUUUACUAACUUGGACUGCGGCUUACAGCGUCCUGCAAUUGCUUUCCAGCCGCGAAAAGUGAAGCAACAGAAUCGCAAGUCAGAGAUAAGGAAAAUUUACCCAUCGGCUGCGCAUGCUAGUUCGUCUUACAUCGAACCCAUUCAUUCAACACACCAUGCCUUCGAUACUCGAUCGCGCGAGGCCAAACAACUAAACACAAUAUCGAGUGUUGAAGCAUUUGAAAACCAACAAUCAAAUUCCAAAAAGGGAGCGAAAACUUUUUAUGAAACUGUUAAGCCUCUAGACAAUCCCACGUACGCUGAUUUUAUUGAAAUCCGCCGAUGUAUUCAUUUCGAUGACUUCGAAGAUGCCGCCCGACUGGAAAUGCUUGUGCCACAACCUUACACCAUGGGUCGCACAAGUCUCCAAAGACGGGUAUUAUGGUUUGCAGCCUCUAAAUGCGGAAUCGAGCACAAUUUCUACGGCAACGUAAGCUUUUCCAUCAAGUGGGAGACAGCACAACGCAAACUAGGACCAAAUCUUUACCUUCUUGACCAAAAGUUUCAUAACUCAAGGAGUUUUACUCGAUUAAUCCUUACCAAAAAUAAUUACAGCAGUAUAUUGGAUGAGGUUGAUCUGAAUUCAGAUGGUUCACCCUUGACGAAAUCCGAGUCUGAUUUCCGCCACGCUUCGCAUUGCAUGAACAAAGUUAGCUGGGGCGCUCACGAGCUGCAGAUCGCGAUCGAAGUGUCUGAUGUCGAUGCGCGCUGGCUUUACUUUAACUGCAAGCCGAUCGCCAACAAUCAUGUUAAAGCGAACGGUUCUAGCGUCAGACAACACACUAGGUGGGACGGAAAUGUAUCACUGUACCAACCUCACACUUGUUAUAAGUUUAAUUCUGCGCAAAACAGUGAAUGCCCAUACCAAUGGACCAGCUUUGAGUGUGAGCUGAACAUCCGACGAGUAAUGAAGAAGGCUGAUCCAAUUACUAGCCAUUCCGGUAUGAGAUCACUACCUCAAAAUACGGUAAGAUACCAAUACCUCGAUGUCGGCCAAUCACUUCCUGUUGAAUCUUCACAACGAAAUCCCAACACUCAGGGAGAAACAGGAAACAUUAUUGGAUGGAACUCUGACUUGCAGCCUCCUGCCACUGUGCACAUGCCGCGACAUGGAGAGCAACAACACUUGCAAACAACCAAUCGGAAUAAACAGGCAAAUAUCAAAGGGAUUGCCAAAUCGUCUUCACAUGCUCGUCCGUCAUCUACCCUUGCAAAUGUCGGCGAUUUACCAUAUAUACCAUGUAAAGCUUCCCAAAGUAAGCCCAAAGUGAGUGUCGAGCGACCUGCAAAACCACAAUUUAAAGCUAAUCGUACUUCUAAAAGUACUUACAACGACCGGCUAACCCGACGCUGUCAGUCACCAAGCGUUCCUAUAACUCAUCAACCUUUGCUCAGGACGAGAAUUGAAACUUGUAGUUCGAUUGCACCAGCAAUUUCAACAGAUCAACUUAUAACUAGACAUGGUACCACACCAGCGUUGACGAACACAAGCUGGUCUCCAUUCAAGAUUUUUUUGGACUGUUUCUGCUGCCGUAACCGAAGGAAAAAUUCUAUUUGAAGUGGUUAAGCGGGCCUUUUCCUACAAUAAUUAUUUAGCUAACCGUAUGAAAUG